Prunus armeniaca (apricot) is the source of this 819-nucleotide messenger RNA. NCBI's taxonomy places the organism in Eukaryota, Viridiplantae, Streptophyta, Magnoliopsida, Rosales, Rosaceae. The record is from the annotation of a GenBank genome assembly.
AUGGACCAAGCGAUCGCUACUCUACUCCUUUCCCCCUCAAUCGGCAGCUACUCCCGACACCAGCAUAUUCUCAAAACAGCAUUCUUUACCAUUUCAGGAGAUCCAUCCCAGAGCCACCUCAACCCACUUCAAAUGUCAUUAUCCUCCACAGGCGCCCGCCCGGAUGGCAAGGCAUCUCAAUUACUUGCAGGAGCGCUCAGGACUGGUUCCACCCGGCCAUCUGGGUCUCAACCGUUUCAAUGGGCUUGCCUAGUCUUCACAAGAUUACCCUUCUUUAUCGUACGUCAAGAAGAACCCAGAUCAUCUGUUCAACCCUGCGCAGAAGCCCGACAAAUCCAAUUUCGAGAAGUACAUCAAGCUUCAGCAGGGAAAAGCAAAGGCUCAACCAACCGCGUAGGGUGCGCGACCCUAAUCGCACAUCUGCCCAUUCAGAAAGACUUUAAGCAAGGUCUUCGCGACCGCAGACGCUACGCGCUCUGGGAUGACGAUCGAAUUGCCGCGAAGAAGUCCACUGAGCAGGGAGAUCGGCAGACCAAGCGGGCGGGCCAAGAAGCGAUGGAUUUUAGCAACAAGAAUAAGGACAAGCGCAGGUCACACCCACAAGAGGACGCUAAGGCAGGAGAGAACUACACCAAGUUCACUAUCCCUAUACAUCAAAUCCUAGCCCAAGUGAAAAACAAACCUUGGGUAAGAAGACCGCCACCCUUGAAAGGAGAUCCGACAGGAGGGAUACUAGCAAAUACUGUGCCUUCCAUGGGACGCAUGGACACACUACGAACAACUGCUUCGCUUGGAAAGCACACCUCGAAGAACUCGUGA